Molecule: messenger RNA, 5991 nt
Organism: Betta splendens (Siamese fighting fish)
Lineage: Eukaryota; Metazoa; Chordata; Actinopteri; Anabantiformes; Osphronemidae
Gene: npas2
Product: neuronal PAS domain protein 2
Exons: 22
Coding region: 497-3172 (891 amino acids)
Biological process (GO): circadian regulation of gene expression; regulation of transcription by RNA polymerase II
Cellular component (GO): nucleus; CLOCK-BMAL transcription complex; cytoplasm
Molecular function (GO): RNA polymerase II cis-regulatory region sequence-specific DNA binding; DNA-binding transcription factor activity, RNA polymerase II-specific; protein dimerization activity
Source: RefSeq, a predicted model, not a curated record
GCCAGCGGAGGACGUGGAGCGCGGCGCCUGGAAAAUAGAGCGAGCGGCGCGAGACCGCGAGUGGGAAAUUCGGCGGUGUCUGUGGGUGAACGAGGAGCGCCAGGAGCCGCAGACGGCUCACCGGGCGAUUACAAGCGGCGCGGCUUUAACUUAGGCGUUGUUAUGCAACUGAACGCGUUCGGCUGCCUCGGCCGCUCGCGCUCGCGCUCGCGCUCCCAGUUGCGCUCGGCUGCCGUGCUGUAGUUGCGAUUCUAAGAUUUUUUUUUAUUUUCUCUAAAUUUAAUUUAAAAUGACUACGUCGACGAACGCGCCGCGCGGACCUUCAAUUCUGCCGCAGACCCCAGUAUUGCAAGGAUUUGGCUUCUCGUCCGUGGCCUGGGGGAGGCGGUGGGCAGCUGGUCGUCCGUAGGUUUUUCCACAACACUGUCCUGACGAGGUCGGCGCGGAUGGGACAUAUAAGACGUCAGGAAGGACCUGGUUGGGAAAGGGAGUGAGAAUGGACAACCUUUCUGACUUUGGGUGCCCCUGUCCAUCAAGGGAAUGGGACACCAACAGCUGUGUGGAGGAUUUACUGGAUGAGGACGAGAAAGACAGAGCAAAAAGGGCAUCUCGUAACAAAUCGGAAAAGAAGCGCAGAGACCAGUUCAAUGUGCUCAUCAAGGAGCUGUGCACCAUGCUGCAGGGCCAGGGCCAUCCGCGCAAGAUGGACAAGUCCACCAUCCUGCAGAGAACCAUCGACUUCCUGCAGAAGCAGAAAGACAUCACUGCACAGAACGAAACGUGUGAUGUGCGACAGGACUGGAAGCCCUCGUUCCUCAGCAAUGAGGAAUUCACUCAACUAAUGCUGGAGGCCCUAGAUGGUUUCCUGAUAGCAUUGACUACAGAUGGAAAUAUUAUAUACGUGUCUGACAGCGUGUCUUCGCUAAUUGGACAUUUACCGUCAGAUAUGGUGGACCAAAAUAUCUUGAAUUUCCUCCCGGAGCGGGAACACGGGGAGGUGUAUAAGCUGCUAUCAUCCCACAUGCUGAUGACUGACCCCAUUGCUGCUGACUUCCUUGACAGUGAGGCACAUAUAGAGUUUUGCUGCCAUGUGGCCAGAGGUAACAUCGACCCAAAAGAGCCUCCUGUGUACGAGUACGUCAGGUUCGUUGGGGAUUUCAAGUUUCACAACAAUGGUAAGGACGUGCCUACAUCCUCCUGUAACGGGCUUGAAUUAACGCUACCGAGGAGCUUGCAGGCGACGCUGGAGGAGCAGGUCUGCCUCAUCGCCACCGUACGAUUAGUCACUCCGCAGUUUCUCAAGGAUUUGUGUAACGUGGAAGAUCCUUGUGACGAAUUCACAUCCAGACACAGUCUCGAGUGGAAGUUCCUCUUUUUAGAUCACAGAGCUUCACCCAUCAUAGGCUACCUGCCCUUCGAGGUCCUCGGCACCUCUGGCUACGAUUACUACCACGUGGAUGACUUGGAGCUCAUAGCUCAGUGUCACAAGCAGCUGAUGCAGUUCGGCGAGGGCAAGUCCUGCUUCUACCGCUUCCUGACCAAAGGCCAGCAGUGGAUAUGGCUGCAGACGCAGUACUACAUCACGUACCACCAGUGGAACUCCAAGCCGGAGUUCAUCGUGUGCACGCACACCGUCGUCAGUUACGCCAAGGUGAGGGCCGAGAGGAGGCGAGCGUUCGGCCUCGAGGAGCUGUCGCCGCCGGAGGUCGCUCCUUCCUCCGUGAAGGCGCAGGAGCUGUAUUUGGACAUCUGCUGUCCCACGCUGGGCCCGACGCGGGACAAAAACAGUGGUGCACGUUCAGCGUCCUCCCACAGCUCGCGGAAGUCCUCCCGCACGGCGCUGUCAGACUCUGCAUCAGCUAAUUCCUACACCGAGGCCUGCACUCCGUCAUGGCAGACGGCCUCCGUCGGGACAGAGAAGACGCCGGCCAGACCCCAGCCCAGCAGCUCAAAGAAUUUGGCACAAAGACAAAAUUCCUUUGACCACGUUCCCCAAACGAGCCUCCCUGUCUCUCCUACCUGCAGCAAGCACUCCGCCAUGCAGCAGCAGCAGCAGCAGCAGCAGCAGCAGCAGCAGCAGCAGCAGCAGCAAGGAUCGGUGUAUCAGCUGCAGCAGCCUCAGCCUGGCGUGUUGAACCAGCUCAAGGAGCAGCUGGAGGAGCGGACGCGCAUUCUGCAGGCCGACAUUAAGACGCAGCAGCAGGAGCUGCACGACAUCAAGGAGAAGCUGCAACUGGCCAAUCUCCAGAUGCUGCUGCAGCAGCCCAUCAGUAAUGACUUUGGCCAGGCUCAGCAGCAGCAGCAGCAGCAGCAGCAGCAGCAGCAGCAGCAGCAGCAGGGUCCGGGCAGGCCGGCCCAGCAGAGCCCGUCCGGAGUGAUCAGGCAGCACCCUAAACCAACCAGCUGCGGGACCCACAGUUCAUCCCCUCACUCCCUCCUGAAGGAGAACAGUUUCACCUCAACACAGGUUCAGCACCGGGUUGUGCGCAGCGGGCAGGUGCAGUCGGUCAGUCUGCCCGUGCAGACGAACACCAGUCUGACCAUGCCCUUCUACAGCAACCCCAUGAUGUUUUCUCAGACCAACACGAGGCCUCUGCAGGACGCAAACCAAAGACACACAGACAACGAGUUCAGCCAGGACGGACAGCUCCGCAUGCUCCUCAACCAGCCAGUGCAGACACUGGUGCCCACUAGCAGUGUCACCUCGCAGCCUUCUCAGUGCAACAUGGGCAUCUCCCAGACCAUAUACACCCUGGAGCAGCAGAUCAUGGCUCCGUCCUUCUCCAUGCAACAGGUCAACUGCAACGCUGUGCUCGUCCCCUCGCCGGUCUUCACGUCCCCCAUAAUGAUUCCCCACAACAACUUCAUCUCGCCCCAGUCCCAGUCCGCCUACCACGCGCAGCCUCAGGCAUCCCAGCACUCCCUGCAGAUACAGCAGCCCCAGCAGUUCUUUCAGAUGACUCAAGGGCUCGUGCACAGUGGAUCUGCACAGGCAUUCUUGCACGCCACCAACGUCCCGCAGCAAAGCACCGUGGGAUACAUCCAGCAGCAGCAGCAAAUACAACAGCUGCCGCAGGCGCAGCAGCAACAGGCGCAGCAGCAGCAGCAGCAGAGGCAAUACCAACAUUCCCAAAACCAGACUGGCGACUUCAGAAAUAUGCUGACUCGGUAGUGCUGCAGGGUUCUGAUGGAGCGCCGGCUUCUCCCCCGCGCAGGCAUUUGGGAGUCCACGUUGGCGUCAAGUCCCACGGCAGAAAUGCUUCGGAGCGGAAGGGUCGCUUGCAAUUUGGGACCUCGAGAAGUUGCCCCUUCGGAAGAAACGGGCCGCUGGAGGCUGCACAGACCUGACAUUACCUGCAGGAGCUGAAGAGAGCGUGGGAGCCUUCGUCACUGGCUCCCAGUCAGUGGAAGGGCUGGAACAAGUGGAUUAUCAAAGCUCUGUGGAAGACAGAGCGUCUGCACUUUUGUACUGUGCCCUGCUCAGAAGUAGAAUAUUUAUUUUAGCCCACACGUUAUCUACAGAAUGAUAGUUGAACAGAGAUUAUUUUUCAAAUCUACAUCUUGACACCUUUCCAUAUUUCCAAUCAGUUAUAUUUCUCCUUUAACAUGACAGGGGUUUAUCUCAUAAAGGGAUGUGUUGUGUAUGAGAGGACACAACCGUGUGUGUUUCAGUCGGCAGACGUUGUCCCAGGAACAGGAACGUGCGAGGGGCUUUUAUUGCUGCGGUGGCGAGAUGACAUAUCUAAACUCGGGUUUGUAAGAAUUCAAAUGAGCGUUCGUCACCGGGGGAUAUUAUAUCCAAUUAACAAAAAGGUCUAUCUAGAUUUUUAAAGCCUCAAUCUGGGCCUGAAGAAGAGUUGCUCCUGUCAUGCGUCUCACUCUGGAGUGUCCGGGUGAUGAACGAAGCGAGCUGCCCGAUGCGGAGUGAAAUGUGCCUUUAACCACGGUGAUCUGUGGUGCAGUUGGUGUUGUCUGAUUUCGGCUUUAAAAAUCCAGCUCAGGUCCAUUUGAAAUACAAAGUUCUAUUUUCAUAGGUCAUAAUUUAUUCUUUCCACACAAGAUUUAAUGAGAAGACUUGUAGAUUUGUAUUGGAUUACAAAUAUAUAUUGGAUGCUUUUUGCAACCUUUACAGGAGUAAGUCCAAACGUAUGUAAUGGUAGUAUCUAAUAGGAUCCCUUAGACCCUAAUAAAAUCAUUUCAUAUUUAUUUAUUUUACACAGUAUAUAUUAUAAAAAUAUGGGAUUAUGAUAUUAGUUUUAUAAAGACAAAGUAUAAUGGAACUGAUUUUGUGAGUUCAUUUAGACAUUAAAAGGUCGACACUGAUCUGUUUUCCUGCCACAAUAAAAGCAUCUGCUACAGAAGAUCUUUCUGAUUUGAAUAAGUCCACAUAGUAGGAAAUGACUGUAAAGAGAUUCUACCUACUUUCAAAAUAGUAUUACUCUAGCCAGUCAUCUGGUUAGUUGGUUUUAACAAAUGGGAAAUUUUAGACAAUGCCACUUUUCCUCCCAGCACCUGUAUAAAAGGCAAAGCUGCCCCUAGUUCUCAUUGUGACGGUGUGGUCUCAGCGUGGACACUCAAGGUGGGUAUUUCAUGGUCCCUUAGAAGACCGGUGCUGGCCAUAUUGGAUGACAAGGCUUUGCUGUCAGACCUUUCAGCAUGUUGUUCAGUGCCGUUUUACACUUUCCUAUGUGCAAUGUCAAUUUGAAAAAGAAGAAUGUUAAUUUAUACUGUUCUAAAUGUUUCAGAUGUACAGUGUAUAUACAGUAGAGGUGUAUAUUGAGCAAUUGUAAUGUAAAUUAUAUGGCGGUAUUUUUUUAAUGAGAAUCUCCUGACAUUCCUACGGUAUCUCUUUUUAAAGAUAGGUGUCCACUGACGACCGCGGUUCCACUGCUCACAUGCGACUGUCUGCAGGAGAAGGUGGACAGUGUUAUGUCUAUCCCCCAAACAAUCUGGGAGCCGCGAUGUAAACAGACAAACUGGAGUCCCAGUUUGUCUGUUUACAUUAAAACAGCUUCAGGUCACAUCUGGCUGCAGCAACAGACGUCCAGGUGUGAUGAUAACAGCUCGGUCUUUAAGGGGUAAUUUAGCCAAAACCACUUAAAGUCCUUUACGAUUCUUUAAAAAGUGCAAUUGUACAUCACCAUUUAUAUCUUGGCUGAGGGAAGUCUCAGUCUCCUUUUUUGCAUCUCAACGACUAAGGUUCAGCCAGCAACUCAGAGGUGCCAUAGACGACCACGCUUCUGUUCCUUCACCACUCAGCUUAAAUAACCAAACACAGUUCUGUAAAGCUGUGAAUUCUGCAGUGAAUGAUUUCCAUCUAACACGGCAUUUAGAGAUUUCAGUCCAUGUUUGUGUACAAACUGACAUUAUUUGCCUUGAAAUGGCAGUUGAGGGAAGUUCUGCUCAUUAAACUUCACUGUGGGUCACUCGUGUUGUCACAGUUCAUGUGUCCUGUUCCAUUUGUGGUUUAAGCCCAAAAUGAUGUUGCUUUGGACAGACCAUCUGUUCUCCACCAGAUGUUUGGAUGUGGGAUAAUGUCUUAAGUGUGCACAGAUUCACAGAUGUUGUAAAUAAUUUAUCUUCUCAAUCCUUAAUGUUUUUUUAGUUGAGAAAACACUUAAAUGCCCAAAAGUAGAGUUUAUUUUUUUCUUCAGUUUUCAGAAACCGUUUUUUCAUGGGGUUUGUCAUUGAGUGUCAAUGUUCUUGAAGGUAUGUGACUUUAAUCAGAUCUUACUUGUACUUUUAUUUGAUUUGUGAAAUAACGUCUGUCACCAUACACAAGUGUGAGGCGUCAGACACUUUGUGUAAGAUUCACCAGGAAAUGAACAAAACAAACCUGGUGCACAGCCAUUUCUGCAGUUUCUGUGCAGAAACACACUAAUAUAUUGUAUAAUAAAAAAAAAGUUUAGACUAUAUAGUUGUUUAUUUUAUACAUAGAUUACAUAUGUAUGUUACAUGAUUUUAAAAUUAAAGUAAUUUUGUAACAGAUAA